Penicillium alfredii is the source of this 1212-nucleotide messenger RNA. RefSeq names its product putative translation factor pelota. Gene Ontology annotation, biological process: nuclear-transcribed mRNA catabolic process, non-stop decay; RNA surveillance; nuclear-transcribed mRNA catabolic process, no-go decay. NCBI's taxonomy places the organism in Eukaryota, Fungi, Ascomycota, Eurotiomycetes, Eurotiales, Aspergillaceae. Gene Ontology annotation, cellular component: cytoplasm. The transcript is spliced from 3 exons. The record is from RefSeq and is a predicted model, not a curated record. Bases 1 to 1212 code for a protein of 403 amino acids.
AUGCGCCUGAUAAAAAACAAAAUCGAGCACGGUGGCUCGGGGACAGUCACACUCUCUCCAGAAGAACCCGAAGAUAUGUGGCAUGCAUACAACCUAAUCCGACCAGGCGAUCUCCUCCGCGCAAGCGCCAUCCGUCGCGUCACCAACGUCCAAGACACCGGUUCCACGACCUCAUCGCGCGUGCAUCUGACUCUCGAGAUCCGCGUCAAGAAUCUGGACUUUGAUCCGCAGAGCUCUCAACUCCAUGUAUCUGGUCAGAUCAUGAAUGAGACUUCCCACACGAAGAUUGGCCAGUACCAUACUCUCGAUCUAGAACUGAACCGCAACUUCACAUUAGAAAAGGAAAUCGGGGCCGAUGGCGAGGGUGUGGGCUGGGACAGCAUUGCUGUUGAGAUGCUCAAGGAUGCCGUGGACGAGGGCGGGAAACGGCGUGCCGAGGCUGUUGCUGUCGUGAUGCAGGACGGUCUGGCGCAUAUCUGCUUUAUCGGCCAGUUCCAGACUAUUCUCAAGCAGAAGGUUGAGAUGUCGGUGCCUCGGAAACGGCAGGGCGGAGGGGAUCAUGAUAAAGGAAUGAACAAGUUCUACCGGGUGACGCUCGAAACGCUCCUACGACAAAUGGAAUUCAACACCAGUAUCACAUCAGGGAAUAACAACGAAGCCGUGCGGCCGGUCCUCCUCGCCUCGCCGGGAUUCGUGGCCGCAGGUUUCCAGAAGUAUAUCCAGUCCGAAGCAGCGACAACCACGCCAGCACUCAAACGACUACUACCCAGUAUCGUGGUCGUGCAUUCAGCAUCGGGCUACAUGAACUCGCUCGCCGAGGUUCUACAGUCGCCUGCAGUCAAAGCCAUCCUGGCUGACACUAAGUACGCGCGCGAGACCAAGCUGAUGGACGACUUCCUGGAGCAGCUGCGCAAGGAGACAAACAAGGCGACGUAUGGUCCACGAGAGGUAGAGUCAGCCGUGGAUCAGGGCGCCGUCGGCCGCGGCGGCGGCGUGCUCAUUGUUUCGAACCGACUGUUUCGUUCGCAGGAUGUUGCUGAGCGGAAACGCUGGGUGUCGCUCGUGGACCGCGUCCGCGAUGUCGAGGGCGGCGAGGUGCGGGUGCUCAGUUCAGAUCAUGAGAGCGGCAAGCGUCUCGAUGGACUGGGCGGCAUUGCGGCACUCCUGACCUUCCCGAUUCCGGAAGAGGAACUGGAUUCGGACGAAGAAUGA